Messenger RNA from Egretta garzetta (little egret), 606 nucleotides. Its product is annotated as TRPM8 channel-associated factor 1-like. Lineage: Eukaryota; Metazoa; Chordata; Aves; Pelecaniformes; Ardeidae. The record is from RefSeq and is a predicted model, not a curated record.
AUGGCUGUCAUUGGGCUGUGGAAGGGUACAUGGUACUCUUUAACAAGAGGUAUAUCAAAUGCAUCCCACAGCAGUGUAUGCCUCUCUGAUGUUAAUUCAUUUGACUUCACAACAAAAUAUCAUCCAUGUGAGCUAUUGCCGAUUGGAGGUGAGGCCUCCCCAGUGCUGCUGAGCACCAAUGGCCAAGUGCUAAUUGCAGCAUCUUGUUAUGGCAAGGGCCAGAUGGUGGUUGUUUCCCAUGAGGGAAUCUUGAAGAACUCCAAGUUUUCUCAGUUUCUCAGAAAUGCUGUGGAGUGGCUCAAGCCUUCCCCCGAGGCCCUGGUUGGGGUCCAUUCUCAUUUGGAUUCCCUCUCCCAGCUGCUGCUCCAGGCUGGCACCAAGGCACAGUCUGGGGCAGAGCUUAGCCCCUCCCUGGGGGUGUACUAUAUGGACGCCUAUGAUAGCACACAGGCGAAAGACCUGGUUGGCUUUGUAAAGGGGGGUGGAGGGCUGCUCAGGAACCAGGCGACCAACGUGGCUGGCGUGUAUUUCACAGGCAGCAAGGGAGAGACUGGCACUUUCUCAGUGUCUAAAGAAAUGCCAAGGAUUCCUCUGAUCACUCAGUGA